Pollicipes pollicipes is the source of this 1195-nucleotide messenger RNA. Its product is annotated as microsomal glutathione S-transferase 1-like. The record is from RefSeq and is a predicted model, not a curated record. NCBI's taxonomy places the organism in Eukaryota, Metazoa, Arthropoda, Thecostraca, Pollicipedomorpha, Pollicipedidae. Gene Ontology annotation, cellular component: membrane.
CUCGCUAUCUAGCAUGGAGUGGUGACUAGCAGACCAGUCGUGCAGUGGGUAGGAGCUGCGGCCAGAGGGACUGCACCGCUGCUGAGGGGCUUGUCAGGGACACCAGCGUCAGGAGAGGUGAAGCCGGCGGAGAAUCCCGGGACUCGACAGAACAGGCUGACGGUGGACGGAGACGACCACCAUGGCGGGGUUCGCGGAUCUUAGCCCGGAGAGUCCCGUGUUCCGGGUGUACCUGUUCUGGUCGGCGCUGCUCGUCGUCAAGAUGAUGAUGAUGGCCUUCCUCACCGGACGACAGCGCAUGCGCAAGAACGUUUUUGCCAACGCGGAGGAUGCCAAGAAGCGGGACGGCAAGGUGAUCUUCGACGACCCGGACGUGGAGCGCGUGCGCCGCGCCCACCUCAACGACCUGGAGAACAUCCUGCCGUUCCUGAUCCUGUGCCCGAUCUACCUGGCCACCGGGCCGGCCGUCUGGGUGGCCACCAACGUCAUCCGCACGUGCCUCGCCCGGAUCGCCCAUACCGUGCUCUACCUGAAUGAGGUGCCUGGUGUCCGAGGGCUGGCGUUCAUAGUCGGGGUGGCUGCUACCCUGUUCAUGGCGGGCAGCACCAUCAUGUACGCCUGCUGAGGCCUUAGGCGGCGUCACCUGCGCCCCUCCCCUCUCCCGUCACCAGCGGCCGCACAGGUCGUGACCUCUGCCCUGAUCGCGGUUCAUUCGAUCUCUGCGCGACUGGGUAGAUCCUUCGACGAGGGUGUCCUGUGUACUGCAGGACGGCAUGGGCAGCAGUGCGACCGCAGAAAUGUAUGACAGGUGUUUCCCGCGGGGUUGCUGUUCUUCAGCCUGUGAACGACGUGGAUGUGGUGGUACUCUGUACUAAAGAGUGACUUUAGUUUCGGCAUGCAUGAGGUCCGCGUUAAGUGGACUUGACUCGUUGCCCCCUGAGAGCGGCCGACUUGAGCACCCCGCAUGUAAUACAUGUUCUGGGUUAGCUGGUUUUCUUUAACAGGUGUUACCGCUGCUGAUGAAAAUGGAAGUUUGUUUUAUACGAAACACGGCAUGCCGGGCAUCCAAGCACCGUAAACUAGCGUACACCUCAUUCUCUCUCGUAGGGGCACAAUUCUAAAUUAUCUGUGUUGAUGCAGAUUAACCGCAGUGACUGCUGCUGCCGUCCGUUGGUUAUAUCUGCUACAGCUUAUG